CAUCCUUCAGACGUGCUGAGGAUGCAGACUGAGCUCCACUGUCCUCUCUGCGCCCAUCAUCUCUGUCCAGGUGGAUGGAUGUCGGACAUGCAGCGCUGAGAUGAGAUAAGAGCCCGGGCUGCUGCAGAGGAAGAAAACACGGAGUCAUCACGGAUUUAAGGCUGAUUACAGGCUGAUUCUUCUCGGUAACGGUACUCGGUGAUGGUGACGGUCCUCGGUGAUGUGAGCUGAGCUGAGCGGGGCUGAUCUGAGGAGCUGUCCGUGCGUCGAGGUGCUGAUGCGGCUGUGACACCAGCGAGCAUGGCUGCCGGGAAGUUGCUGCUGUACGCGGGGCUCUCUCUGUCUCUGUGCGCCCUGGGCAUGCUGGCCGUGGCGAUGUGCUCCGAUCACUGGUACGAAACCGACGCCAGGAGGUACCGGGAGCGCUGCCGGAGCUUCUCCAGCCGCCGGAAGGACCCGGGAUUCAUCUACAUCCCCAACAACAGCCUCCCUCUGCGGGCCAGCCGCAGCAGCUCCCCCCGCUGGGACGACAAGCUGCUGCUGGCCCGGAACAAGCGGCAGCUGUUCGCCAUGAGCGCCGCCGAUGAAUGCAGCCGGCAGUACAACUCCACCAACAUGGGGCUGUGGAGGAAGUGUCACAGACUGGGCUUCGACCAGGAGAUCGAGGAUCUGAUCAGGAAAGGUUCUAUUGCACGGUGCUCCUACAUCAAGUAUCACUACUCUUCGGCUACAAUACCUAAAAACCUCUCGUACAACAUCACCAAGACGAUAAGGCAGGACGAGUGGCACUCCCUCCACUUGCGGAGGAUGACGGCGGGCUUCAUGGGCAUGGCGGUGGCCAUCAUCCUGUUCGGCUGGAUCAUCGGCGUGCUGGGCUGCUGCUGGGACCGAGGACUCAUGCAGUACGUGGCCGGACUCCUCUUCCUCAUGGGAGGAACCUUCUGCAUCAUCUCCCUCUGCACCUGUGUCGCCGGCAUCAACUUCGAGCUGUCCCGUUACCCGCGGUACCUAUAUGGUCUGCCCGACGACAUCGGCCACGGCUACGGCUGGUCCAUGUUCUGCGCCUGGGGCGGCCUUGGCCUCACCCUCAUCGCUGGUUUCUUCUGCACCCUGGCGCCCUCUGUCCAGCCCAUCCCCCGAUCCACCUGCCCCAAGUCUAGACAGGAGAACGGCACCGUCUGCUAAGAGCGUCCGCCAUGAGACGACCGACUGAAUCACAAACCAGAUCGACAAACAGAAAACUCAACCAUGUCUUCAUCCGUCCAAUCAUCUUCAGUCUCCUGGGUAUUUUUUUUAUCUGUGCGUGUGUUUAAAUGGGUGUCUUGAUCUUGAAAAUAAGAGAAAAAAACUGAAGAACUACAGAAAUAUUAUCAAAAAUCUGAAGUUGUGCUUGUUUUGUUGUUGUUGAGCGGACACUGAGAUGGACCGUGACCAGGAAAGGUUGCACAGGAAGUAUUUAAGGACCACGAAGGACUGAAAAAUGGUGGAUAAAACCGUCUUACAACAGGGGACGGACUCAGCAGAGUUGGAUUGAAACAGUUUGGGUGUUGGAUCGCUCAAAGGGCGUUCCUCAUUGACUCGGCCUCGUGGAGCCACUUGUUGGAUAAUCCAGAAGUCAUCGGACCAAACACCAAACUUUAACCCAGCUGGAUUAGGAUUAUCUGUUGACUUUCAGGGAUCUACUUCAGUCCCUCUAACGUUUGAGGAAAUGUUGGUGUUUUGGAGGUCGGGGACCAUCACUCUUGUACAUUAUUGUACAGAAUAUUCCAGAGAAAAGACAACCAGGACCUAACAUGAUGGACCGUUUUCAUUCUCCUGUAGUUACAUUCCAGUCUGUCCGAUGAUCCCGUAUUUCCAUCUAGCGUUUUAUACAUCCUUCCUCUCUGAUUCAGAGUGUUUCCUUUUUACAGAACCCGUCAUGUUGUGAACAAACUGUCGACUGUUUCUUCUCAGCAAAUGUUUGAGUUUUUCAUUCUAGUCAUAAAGAUGAGGCUGACUACACACCAGAUGAUUAUAAAUUAUUUUGAAAACAUGGUAGACCAAGGGCAGAUGGAGCAUUUUGGAUGAUUUUUAAUAAAAUAAACCAGAGAUACUCAAUCUGCUGCACUCAAGCUGCAUGUUGUUCCUUAAGACCGGAUCUGACUAAAAGAAAAUGGCAUGAAAUUUGCCAAUUGCAGUGUCAAAGACCGAUGUCAAACGUUUGGCCCAAAAAUGAACGUCAGGCAUGACCAAAAUACGUUCAGGAUGCCCUACGACCACGAUCAAUAAGACUGGCAGCUCAGAGUUGUUCUUUACUCUUCCAUCUAGUGUGACAGCCAAACUCAAUGCGAGCAACGUAUAUCCUGAUGCUAAACCCUGACCCAGCCAAAGUGAUUGCUAGUCCUCAGUUUCGGCCAUUCAGAACAGCUAAUGGACAUUUGCUUUAGAUAGCCAUGUGUGACCAAUAACCUGCAUUUAACUGCAACAAAAUACAUAAAUCAGAAACCCUGCUUUAAGUAUGUGUAAAACUGGACAGAGGAAACAUUUUUCUUUCUGAACCUGAUCCUAGACCGAGAAAGCCUACAGUAAACCCGAGUAACUGUUGUCCUGUUAUUAAAGUAUGCUAGAUACAUAUUACACAUGACCAGAUCUUGGAAAUGACCGUGCAAAUACAUUAUUUUGUCUUUGUGUAAGUUUAAACACCAAAAACGAAGCGCUUUUCUUUACAUGCAUAACGUUAGUUGCAAAACAUAUGCCUACAUUUAACACAUAAAGAACAGCACUUAGCUUUACGUUAGCACUUUUAGCUCCUAGUUAGCACGUUAGCCACUACCAUAACUUAGCGGCUGACAACAGCCAAGUAUUGUCCUCCGUUGAAAACACCAACAAAUCGUACAAACAAAACUCUGCAUUCCAAACAAAAAUUGAGCUGUCCAAUAUUAGUCCUCAUAAACUGAUGAUCUCGACUGUAACCUCCAUAAGAACAGUUAAUUCAACUAUCGUGGUUUAUUUCGAGUAGAAAGACAAAAGUUCUCUUCUCUCAUCGAUGGCUCUUUCUAUAUUGCUGCUGCUGACUAGCCAGGACACUCAGAGCAUGAACAAUCAGCUACAGGGAAGUGAGGUGGUGCUCUUGGCUAAGCAGAGCUGCUGUUUAUGCUUCACAGCUAUCUACAGCUCCCUUUCUUUUGACUUCUUCAUUACCUGCAGCGAUGACUAACACAAAAUCCUUCCAAACUGCCGAUUUUAUUUAAACUUUAUUUAACCAGGAAAACCUCAUUGAGAUUAAUCAUCUCUUUUUAAGAGUGUCCAAGCCAAAAUUUCAUUGCAUAGUUUUCAGUAACUCUUAACUUGCCUUGAGAUAGGCGUUGUUUUAUGUCAUCUGAGUUGAUUUAAUGACUAUAAAUUAGUCAUGUGCUUGCUUCCAGAGUAGAUAAACAACCCCAGCACCACAACAAAAAAGUGUCAUAAUAAAAUUACUUUAAGUUUAUAUUACUGGAUUCUUGCAACAUAUCUUGUAGAUAACACAAACUAUCAUUAUUCACUGUUUACUUAUCUGGUAAUUGACAUUUUUAACCAGACAUUUUGGCUGUUAAUAUUUUUAUCUGCCGGAUUUCUGCCAACAGUAUGGAAACUCUGCAAACAUGUUUGAAAAGCACAUAGUUAUAGA
This is a messenger RNA of Cheilinus undulatus (humphead wrasse), 3646 nucleotides long. RefSeq names its product transmembrane protein 178B (gene tmem178bb). NCBI's taxonomy places the organism in Eukaryota, Metazoa, Chordata, Actinopteri, Labriformes, Labridae. Bases 301 to 1185 code for a protein of 294 amino acids. The record is from RefSeq and is a predicted model, not a curated record. Gene Ontology annotation, cellular component: membrane. The transcript is spliced from 5 exons.